GUGCCCAGACACCAUGCCAGAAUCCUGUACACCUGACACUGGGAGGAAGUAGAAGACUUCCUUGUCUCCUCUGCUCCCCGUCCUCACCAUGUCUUCGACUCAGGGCAAUGGGGAACACUGGAAGUCCCUGGAGUCGGUGGGCAUCAGCCGCAAGGAGCUGGCCAUGGCCGAAGCCCUGCAGAUGGAGUACGACGCGCUGUCCCGGCUCCGGCAUGACAAGGAGGAGAGCAAAGCCAAGCAGAACACAGACUCCUCUCUCAUCAGCUGGGAUGAGCCUGUCCUAGACUUCUACAGCAAGCCGGCAGGAAGGCAGAAGGACCUCAAACUCUUACGUGGUCUUUCUGGCUCCGAUCCUACCCUCAAUUACAACUCACUCUCCCCACAGGAAGGGUUAUCCAACCACUCUACCUCCCAGGGCUCCCAGCCUGGCCCGGAUCCCUGGCCAAAAGGCUCUCUGGCUCAAGACUAUCUCUACAUCUUUGAUGGUUCAGAUGAGGGGCUCUCUUUGUCCCCGGGGGACAUAGGACUGGGGGACAUAGAUGGCUCUUCCAAGAAACUGUCCCCACCUCCUCUGCCUCCCCGUGUCUCUAUCUGGGACACCCCUCCGCUGCCUCCCAGAAAGGGGUCUCCCUCAUCCUCUAAGAUCUCCCAGCCCAAUGACUUCAACACGUUCUCUUUGGUGGAGCAACCUCCAGGCAAACUGCUGGGGCGUCGCAUCCUAGAGGAGGAAGAGGAGCGGGGGGGCGGGGGUCCGGGGCGCCUCCUGGGGCCUGUGGACUAUGACGGUAUCAAUGAUGCGAUCACGCGGCUCAACCUGAAGUCCACCUACGAUGCGGAGAUGUUGCAUGACACCACCAGGGGCUGGAAGGAGGGCCGGGGGCCCCUGGACUUUGGCGGCAAGGACACUCCUGGGAAACCUGUGGCCCGGAGCAAGACCAUGCCCCCUCAGGUGCCGCCGCGCACCUAUACCUCCCGCUAUGCCAAUGGGAAAAAUAAGACCCCGGGCAAGAACCGCCGGAUUUCCGCCACACCGGUGGACUCACGGCGCCAUGCUGUUGCCAAUGGCCAUGAAUUGUUUGAGGUCUCAGAGGAAAGAGAUGAGGAAGUUGCUGCGUUUUGCCACAUGCUGGAUGUCCUUCGAUCUGGCUCUGACAUCCAAGACUACUCCCUCACCGGAUAUGUCUGGAGUGCUGUCACCCCGAGCCCAGAGCACCUCGGGGAUGAGGUCAACCUGAAGGUGACCGUGUUGUGUGACAGCCUACAGGAGCCACUCACUUUUACCUGCAACUGUUCUUCCACUGUAGACUUGCUCAUCCACCAGACUCUGUGCUACACCCAUGAUGAACUGAGGGAUGUGGACGUGGGGAACUUUGUGCUGAAGCCCUGUGGGCUGGAGGAGUUCCUGCAGAAUAAGCAUGCCCUGGGCAGCCACGAGUACAUUCAAUAUUGCCGCAAGUUCGACAUCGACAUUCAGCUACAGCUGAUGGAGCGGAAAGCUGUACGCAGUGACCUGGCCCGGACGGUGAAUGAUGACCAGAGCCCCUCCACCUUGAACUACCUCGUCCAUCUGCAAGAGAGGCCAGUCAAACAGACCAUCAGCAGGCAGGCCCUGGAUCUUCUGUUCGACACAUACCAUAAUGAAGUGGAUGCUUUCCUGCUGGCUGAUGGGGACUUCCCACUGAAGGCCGACAGGGUGGUCCAGUCCGUCAAAGCCAUCUGCAAUGCCCUAGCCGCCGUGGAGACCCCUGAGAUCACCAGCGCCCUCAACCAGCUGCCCCCCUGCCCCUCCCGCAUGCAGCCGAAAAUUCAGAAGGAUCCCACUGUCUUGGCUGUGAGGGAAAACCGAGAGAAGGUUGUGGAAGCUCUGACAGCCGCCAUCUUGGACCUGGUGGAGCUAUACUGCAGCACGUUUGAUGCGGACUUCCAGACGGCCGUGCAUGGGAGCCGCAAGCACGAUCUGGUCCAGGAGGCCUGCCAUUUCUCUGGGCCCCUGGCCUUCACUGUCUAUGCCACCCACCGCAUCCCCAUCACCUGGGCUACCAGCUAUGAAGAUUUCUACCUCUCCUGCUCCCUCAGCCAUGGCGGGAAGGAACUAUGCAGCCCCCUGUACACCCGAAGGGCUCACUUUUCCAAGUACCUCUUCCACCUCAUCAUCUGGGACCAGCAGAUCUGCUUCCCUGUGCAGGUGAACCGGCUGCCUCGGGAGACCCUGCUGUGUGCCACACUCUACGCUCUGCCCAUCCCCUUGCCUGGGAGCUCCUCAGAGGCCAAUAAGCAGCGGCGUUUGCCGGAAGCCCUGGGCUGGGUCACUACCCCACUCUUCAACUUCAGGCAAGUCCUGACCUGUGGUCGGAAGCUUCUGGGCUUAUGGCCAGCAACACAGGAAAACCCCAGUGCCCGUUGGAGCGCACCUAAUUUCCACCAGCCAGAUAGCGUCAUCCUGCAGAUCGACUUCCCCACCUCAGCCUUCGACAUCAAGUUCACCAGCCCCCCUGGAGACAAGUUCAGCCCCCGCUAUGUGUUUGGCAGCCUCCGGGAGGAAGACCAACGUGUGCUUAAGAACAUCAUGCAGAAGGAGUCCUUGUACUGGCUCACCGAGGCUGACAAGAAGCGCCUGUGGGAGAAGCGAUACUAUUGCCAUUUGGAGGUGAACUCCCUCCCCCUGGUGCUCGCCAGCGCCCCCAGCUGGGAGUGGGCUUGCUUGCCCGACAUCUAUGCUCUCCUGAAGCAGUGGACCCACAUGAAUCACCAGGAUGCCCUGGGGCUCCUGCAUGCCACCUUCCCGGACCAGGAGGUGCGAAGGAUGGCCGUCCAGUGGAUUGGCUCGCUGUCGGACGCUGAGCUCCUCGACUACUUGCCUCAGCUUGUGCAGGCCCUGAAGUACGAGUGUUACCUGGACAGCCCCUUGGUGCGCUUCCUCCUGAAACGAGCCGUCUCUGACUUGAGAGUGACUCACUACUUCUUCUGGCUCCUGAAGGACGGCCUCAAAGACUCUCAGUUCAGCAUCCGCUACCAGUACCUGCUGGCAGCCUUGCUGUGCUGCUGUGGCAAGGGCCUGAGAGAGGAGUUUAACCGCCAGUGCUGGCUCGUCAAUACCCUGGCCAAGCUGGCCCAGCAGGUCCGAGAGGCCGCCCCAUCUGCGCGGCAGGGGAUCCUCCGCACGGGCCUGGAGGAGGUGAGGCAGUUCUUUGCCCUGAUCGGCUCCUGCCGCCUGCCACUCAGCCCUAGUCUGCUGGUUAAGGGCAUCGUGCCCAGGGACUGUUCCUACUUCAACUCCAAUGCUGUCCCUCUCAAGCUGUCCUUCCAAAAUGUGGAUCCACUGGGCGAGAACAUCCGUGUCAUCUUCAAGUGUGGGGACGACCUUCGCCAGGACAUGCUAACCCUGCAAAUGAUUCGCAUCAUGAGCAAGAUCUGGGUCCAAGAGGGGCUGGACAUGCGCAUGGUCAUUUUCCGCUGCUUCUCCACUGGUCGGGGGAGAGGGAUGGUGGAAAUGAUCCCCAAUGCCGAGACGCUGCGCAAGAUCCAGGUGGAGCACGGGGUGACUGGUUCCUUCAAGGACCGGCCCCUGGCAGACUGGCUGCAGAAACACAACCCCGGGGAGGACGAGUAUGACAAGGCUGUGGAGAACUUCAUCUACUCCUGUGCCGGCUGCUGUGUGGCCACGUACGUCCUGGGCAUCUGUGACCGGCACAAUGACAAUAUCAUGCUGAAGACCACCGGCCACAUGUUCCACAUAGACUUUGGCCGCUUCCUGGGCCAUGCUCAGAUGUUCGGCAACAUCAAGCGGGACCGUGCCCCCUUUGUCUUCACCUCGGAUAUGGCGUAUGUCAUCAACGGGGGUGACAAGCCUUCCAGCCGCUUCCAUGAUUUUGUUGACCUUUGCUGCCAAGCCUACAACCUCAUUCGCAAGCACACCCACCUCUUCCUCAACCUCCUGGGCCUGAUGUUGUCCUGUGGGAUCCCCGAGCUCUCAGACCUGGAGGACCUCAAAUAUGUGUAUGAUGCUCUAAGGCCUCAGGACACAGAAGCCAAUGCUACUACCUACUUCACCAGGUUGAUUGAGUCCAGCCUGGGCAGUGUAGCCACAAAGCUCAAUUUUUUCAUCCACAACCUGGCUCAGAUGAAGUUCACAGGCUCAGACGACCGGCUGACCCUUUCCUUUGCCCCCCGAACACACACACUCAAGAGCUCUGGCCGCAUCAGUGAUGUUUUCCUCUGCCGCCACGAGAAGACUUUCCACCCCAACAAGGGCUACGUUUAUGUGGUAAAGGUGAUGCGAGAGAACACUCACGAGGCCACUUAUAUCCAACGGACGUUUGAGGAGUUCCAGGAAUUACACAAUAAGCUACGGCUGCUCUUCCCUUCUUCCCAACUGCCCAGCUUCCCUAGUCGCUUCGUGAUUGGACGCUCGCGGGGGGAGGCGGUGGCCGAGCGGCGGAGGGAGGAGUUAAACCGCUACAUUCGGCACUUGACCCACGAAGCCCCCGAGGUGGCCGAGUGUGAUUUGGUGUACACCUUCUUUCACCCCCUGCCCCGAGAUGAGAAGGCUGCGGGCACCAGCGCAGCUCCCAAGUCCUCAGACGGCUCAUGGGCCCGGCCUGUCGGGAAGGUGGGCGGGGAGGUGAAGCUGUCCAUCUCCUACAAAAACAAUAAACUCUUCAUUAUGGUGAUGCAUAUUCGGGGCUUGCAACUGCUCCAGGAUGGGAAUGACCCGGAUCCCUACGUCAAGAUUUACCUCCUCCCUGACCCUCAGAAAACCACUAAGAAGAAAACCAAAGUGGCCCGGAAAACCUGCAACCCCACGUACAAUGAGAUGCUGGUGUAUGAUGGGAUCCCCAAGGGAGACCUGCAGCAGCGGGAGCUGCAGCUGAGUGUGCUGAGUGAGCAAGGAUUCUGGGAGAACGUUCUCCUCGGGGAGGUGCACAUCCGUCUGCGAGAGCUGGACCUGGCCCAGGAGAAGACUGGCUGGUUCGCCCUGGGAUCUCGAAGUCACGAGACCUUGUGAGCCCAGCAGAGCCCUCCCCUUUCCCCCCUCCCCCGCCCAGGACCCCAGGCUGCUGGGGGAGCCAAGGGAGAGGACUCAUCCCCUGCUCCAGGGGCCCUUUCCUUGCGAAGGGGCAGGGCCCUUGGUGGGCCUCCCCUCUGUCCAGGCAGAUCGGGCCUCUGUGACAGGAGGUAGGGAGAGUAAGAUGAUCUCCGCUGUCCCCUCCUCUGCGAAGUGAAUUUGGGUUCGUUGUGAUGAGCAGCCCCUUGGAGGCUGUGAGGUGGCAGCAAAGUUUUAAGUUUACCUUGUGUCAAGGGAGCAAUGCCUGGUUUGGGGUGAGUGGGGUGGGCUGUAUGAAGUAGCAUUUGCGGGGAGGGUGGGUGGAUUAU
Odobenus rosmarus divergens (Pacific walrus) is the source of this 5373-nucleotide messenger RNA. RefSeq names its product phosphatidylinositol-4-phosphate 3-kinase, catalytic subunit type 2 beta (gene PIK3C2B). The transcript is spliced from 32 exons. Bases 89 to 5005 code for a protein of 1638 amino acids. NCBI's taxonomy places the organism in Eukaryota, Metazoa, Chordata, Mammalia, Carnivora, Odobenidae. Gene Ontology annotation, biological process: phosphatidylinositol-mediated signaling; cell migration; phosphatidylinositol-3-phosphate biosynthetic process. Gene Ontology annotation, molecular function: 1-phosphatidylinositol-3-kinase activity; phosphatidylinositol binding; 1-phosphatidylinositol-4-phosphate 3-kinase activity. Gene Ontology annotation, cellular component: cytoplasm; phosphatidylinositol 3-kinase complex; plasma membrane. The record is from RefSeq and is a predicted model, not a curated record.